AUGGCUGGCACAAGCAAACCACACGACCUGAAGUUCAUCAACACUUUCGAAACCGACUUGGAGAGAAAUGCCGCUUUUGGAGAGGGAACUGGCACGGACUAUAUGAGUAUCUCGAACUUUGCCAAAGAUGUCGAUGCCACUGGCAAAGGGUCAUCUACCACUACGACGACGACUACCACCGCCACCACCAUCAACGGCAACGGAGCAACACCAAACACGACUGAGCCUCAGGCUAACGAAGAUCCUGCCACUGACACUCCGCGUGGACACGAAAUUUGCCCAAAUCCGCUCCCCUAG
This is a messenger RNA of Sordaria macrospora k-hell, 297 nucleotides long. The record is from RefSeq and is a predicted model, not a curated record. Lineage: Eukaryota; Fungi; Ascomycota; Sordariomycetes; Sordariales; Sordariaceae.